Molecule: messenger RNA, 1645 nt
Organism: Notolabrus celidotus (New Zealand spotty)
Lineage: Eukaryota; Metazoa; Chordata; Actinopteri; Labriformes; Labridae
Gene: kcne4
Product: potassium voltage-gated channel, Isk-related family, member 4
Exons: 2
Coding region: 131-676 (181 amino acids)
Biological process (GO): membrane repolarization during action potential; potassium ion export across plasma membrane; ventricular cardiac muscle cell action potential
Cellular component (GO): membrane
Molecular function (GO): delayed rectifier potassium channel activity; potassium channel regulator activity; transmembrane transporter binding
Source: RefSeq, a predicted model, not a curated record
AAGAAACUUCUUCCUCGACAGAGCUGCUGAAGUCGUGAAAAGCAGAGAAGAGACACAAGGGGAAAGGUUCACGAGACUUCUGUCUCCAAUUUGCACACUUUUUCGGUCCUCCCUGUAGACUACACCGAAAAUGGAUCACCAUGAAAUCUCCACAGCUUCACCUAAACGCCUCUCCCAAAUCACACAGAGCAGCGCGAGCUCCCAGGCAGACAAAACCGGCGGGAACGCAUACCUGUACAUAUUAACAGUCAUGUCUUUCUACGGAGUCUUCCUCUGUGGCAUAAUGCUGGGUUACUUUCGCUCCAAAAGAAGGGAGAAGAGGAGGACCAACAUCUUCACGCGCCUUGUGCACGAGGAGGAGCAGAGGGAGUGGGGCGCGCUGCCCAAGAAACACAGCCUCACCUUUCCCGCUGCGGGCACGGGACUACACUCGGUGCAGGUGUCCCUGCCUUUCUGCGGGAACCACAGCAACCACUUAGGAAACCUCUACUACCAGGGGGUGCUGCCCUCUCCGCUCGCGUGCGCGCUGUGCACGGAGCAGAGCAGCAUCAGCUCCUUGUGCUCGUCCGCAGACACGCGCUUCGCCAUAGAGGAAGAAUCGGACAGCGGGACGGCGGAGGAGCCGGAGGAGGGCAUGAAGGGAGGCUCGGAGAACAGCGGGGAUGAUUCAGGCUGAACAGCGGGGAUGAUUCAGGCUGAACACCGGCCAGACAAACUGAAUUUAUCCUGAAAAAGGUUCAAAGUAAUGGAAGAGGAGGGGAGGAGGAGCACCUGGAGGGAGGCUCAGGGGGAGUCCUCCUUACACAGAUGACCAGACUGUCCAAACAUCAACCUCAAACAUCUGUUUGCCAUCAAAAAACUUCUCAGAACACUCUCAGCCAUGGUGUGAUCACCCCUCAAAAGCUCAAGAGCCAACAUGACACUUAUGAUUCACAGUUUGGAGGGGAGAUUGGCACAAAUUUCUUUCUUUUUUUGCAUUUUAAACUGUUUGCAAACACAUUUCUUUAACUUAUCUCGUCAUACUUGCACCAAUAAGAACACAUUUUUGACUCAGUGCAAUCCAGAAAAGCCACUUCCAUGGCCGACAUCUUUAUUUACCUGUAUAAAAGUAGUAUUGCAACAGCUCAGGCCCCGAUCAAUGCAGGCAGGUUAAUAAUGAUGAUAAUGAAUAUGUGAGGAAACAAAAAACGCUGCUAAUCACUGAGAUAAAGCAAGUACGAAUAUCCAAAUCUAUUCCAAACAAACAACUUUCCGAGCCUUAAAGUAUAAUGAAAUGUUACUUCAUUGUUGUGACCUCACCUCAUUUGACAGUGACCCCUCCCUGCCUGAGCCCCCUCCUCUCUCUGCUCUGAGAACUGACCCACGGUGUGUGCUGAUAAAGCCUGAGAGGCCAUUUGUUUGAACUUGACUCGCUCUCUCCGUCACACGGUGUGGAGCACUGAAACGUACCUGGAACCCACUUGAAUGAUUGUCUGAACUCGGAUGUGUUUGUCGUGGCUUCACGAUCGACACUUCUUCAGUGAUGUAGGUUUACUUGAAGAAAGCCAUGCACUGUAAAUACUGUUUGUAUUUUCACUUUGUUAGGUUUAAUUUAAGAGGGAGUCUUUGUAGUUUGUCUGAAAUAAUAAAUGAGUUGAUGAAAGAA